AUGAAGGCAAAAAAUAAUCAACCGGAAAAGCGGGCACGUCUAGUGACGAGGCUCGGUUCCGAGCAAUUGAUACCAAGGAUGAUAAUUCUACUAGUAACAACAAUGGUAGCAUUGAUUAUGAGACAAACGAGCGGCUAUGGGAACUAUGGCAAUCCUUACGGAUCAUCUACCGAAACUCACCAUUCCCGUACCAAUGAUCGCCAACCUAAGAAAGAUUUGAAAAAGGAUAUAUCCUUUGAUUUGAAGAAAUUGAGAGAGUUCUUGGGACUUCCUUUCUCCGAGAAAGAAGAGAAUAAGGGAUUUGUUCAUGGUUUGAAAACUUCACCGGAGGAUCACAAAGAAGGGUGUUGUGUUAUACCUUGCGAUGGUAUUGAUAGGUUCGGAAAAGCUCGUCGGUAA
Molecule: messenger RNA, 399 nt
Organism: Dovyalis caffra
Lineage: Eukaryota; Viridiplantae; Streptophyta; Magnoliopsida; Malpighiales; Salicaceae
Source: the annotation of a GenBank genome assembly